AUAUUGUAUGUCAAAUUAAAUAAAAUGAGCUCGUGCAGCGUGAUUACGUCUGAUUUUAUAAAUGUAUCAAUCACAAACUCUGGUCAGGAGUCGUGUUGUGUGGAACGUCGAUUUCAAAAGGGUAUAACCAUCCAUGAAUUUAAGGGCAAAUUGGAGCUUCUUACUGGUGGUAACCCAGCUACAAUGACCGUUGAAGUUUAUGACAAGAAUGACAAGCUCGUUUGUAGAUUGGAGGAAGAACAGCGCCUAUUGGGGUCGUAUCCAAUAGACGAUGGAAUGAGGAUACAUGUUAUUGAUAAUUUCUCAUGCACCACAGAAGAUUUAAAUCAUGUGAAAAAGUUUGAGAUAUCUGAGGAAGAGUAUGCCAAAAAGACAGACACUGUUAAGGCAUUCCUAGAAAGAAAUAAAUUGGGAAAGUACAAUGAGGAAGAUAUGAAAAAAAGAGCAGAAGAGAAGAAACUGGAGGAAGAAGCAGAGGAACGCUUAGCUAGUUUGUGCAAAGUUGGCGACCGUUGUGAAGUAUCUGUUGCAAAUCAACCAAGGCGAAGAGCUACUAUCUUAUAUGUUGGUAAAACUGAAUUUAAAGAAGGCUGGUGGAUUGGUGUUAAAUAUGAUGAGCCUCUUGGUAAGAAUGAUGGGAGUGUCGGUGGGAAAAGAUAUUUCGAAUGUGCUCUAAAAUAUGGAGGAUUUGUAAAACCAGCGCACAUAAAAGUUGGAAAUUUUCCAGAAGAGGACUUCAACCUGGACGAAGAACUAUAAAACGCUAUAAUUGUUUUACUUUAUAUUUUCUCUAUUAUCUUUUUUCUAUUAGCAAUUUGAAAACUCAAAAUAGUGCUUUGUAUAAAAUAGUUUUUAAAUUAAAUAUAGCUUACAUAAAUUAAAAUUUUGUAUUUUUUAAUGAUGUUUUAUCGUGU
Molecule: messenger RNA, 914 nt
Organism: Cyphomyrmex costatus
Lineage: Eukaryota; Metazoa; Arthropoda; Insecta; Hymenoptera; Formicidae
Gene: TBCB
Product: tubulin-binding cofactor B
Exons: 6
Coding region: 25-759 (244 amino acids)
Biological process (GO): post-chaperonin tubulin folding pathway; tubulin complex assembly; cytoplasmic microtubule organization
Cellular component (GO): nucleus; cell cortex; microtubule plus-end
Molecular function (GO): microtubule plus-end binding; alpha-tubulin binding
Source: RefSeq, a predicted model, not a curated record